Sphaeroforma arctica JP610 is the source of this 360-nucleotide messenger RNA. RefSeq lists its product as hypothetical. Lineage: Eukaryota; Ichthyosporea; Ichthyophonida. The transcript has a single exon. Bases 1 to 360 code for a protein of 119 amino acids. The record is from RefSeq and is a predicted model, not a curated record.
AUGCAAGGAACGUCGAACGUCGAGAUCAGUAUAUUCCAAGCUACAGCGGCCGGCCACACAUCACACAACCAGGUAUUGAGUGCGAAUAAGGGCGUGCCUUCUCGGGGGAUAUGCACCCAUCUGGAGAGUCGGUGUCGGUGGGUGAAAGUUGGGUCUGAACCCAAACACACACAGCACACAGCACACAAAGAGUUACACUCCCCCAGUGCGAGCGAGUGGGUGGAAGGUAGGGAUAAUAAUAGUAACACGCACGUGCGGUGUGGUUGGGAGUCUGAAUCGAACCACAGGUCACACCACGAGACUAGGGCUCAGGGACCACGGAUAGACCGGAGUAUCCUGUUCUGCCAUGGGAAGGACUAG